UAGAGUCUUUCCUCAGAGGCUGCCAGUGGGGACAUUUCCCCAUGCUCCACAGCAUGGGUGUCGGCCGGAGAAAGUUGGUCCCAUUCUGGGUCCUAGCCCUGGCCCUGGCCUGCAGCCAAUGCACAGGCCAGGCUCAACAGGACUCUCUGAAAUCGUACCAUGAACACCGCUCUGAUGUUCCUCACCCUCAAGGGCAUGUUGGUACCCCACUCAAUAGGGUGACCAUCAUCCCACCUCUGAAGACCAUCCCUGUGGUACGAGCCUUCAACCCAGGACAUACCAGGCGGGUGUGCAGCACAUGGGGCAACUUCCACUACAAGACCUUUGAUGGACAGGUCUUCUACUUCCCUGGUCUCUGCAACUAUGUGUUCUCUGCACACUGUGGGGAUGCCUAUGAGGACUUCAAUAUCCAGCUACGCCGUGUCCAGGAGUCUAAUACCACCACUCUGAGUAGGGUCACCAUGAAGCUUGAUGGCCUAGUUGUUGAGCUGACCAAGAGCUCCGUCUUAGUCAAUAACCACCCGGUCCAGCUGCCCUUUAGCCAGUCUGGGGUCCUCAUUGAGCUCAGCAAUGGCUACCUGAAGGUGGUGGCUAGGCUGGGGCUGCUCUUCGUGUGGAACGAGGAUGACAGUCUUCUGCUGGAGUUGGACACCAAAUAUACCAACAAGACUUGUGGUCUCUGUGGAGACUUCAACGGCAGUCCAAAAUCCAACGAGUUCCUCUCCAACAAUGUUAGGCUGACACCCCUUGAGUUUGGGAACCUUCAGAAGAUGGACGGCCCCACAGAGCAGUGCCAAGACCCCCUCCCUGUGCCCCAGAAGAACUGCUCCGCCAGAUCUGGUAUCUGUGAAAUGAUCCUAAAAGGUGAGCUGUUCUCAGGCUGUGCGGCCCUGGUGGACAUCAGCAGCUACGUGGAGGCUUGCCGGCAGGACGUCUGUCUCUGUGAGAGCUUGGACCCGUCUGACUGCAUCUGCCAUACCCUCGCUGAGUACUCCCGGCAGUGUGCACAUGCUGGAGGGCAGCCCCAGGACUGGCGGGGCCCCAACCUCUGCUCCCAGACAUGUCCCCUCAACAUGCAGCACCAGGAAUGUGGCUCACCCUGUGUGGACACCUGCUCCAACCCCCAGCAUUCCCAGGUCUGUGAGGACCACUGUAUUGCUGGCUGCUUCUGUCCUGAGGGUAUGGUGCUUGAUGACAUUAAUCAGAUGGGCUGUGUUCCUGUGUCCCAGUGUGCCUGCCUGUACAAUGGGACACUUUAUGCACCGGGUACCAAUUACUCUACUGACUGCACCAAGUGCACAUGUUCUGGAGGGCAGUGGAGCUGCCAGGACAUCCCCUGCGCUGGCACCUGCUCAGUAAUGGGAGGCUCCCACAUGUCCACAUUUGAUGGAAGGCAGUACACAGUACAUGGGGACUGCACCUAUGUGCUGAGCAAGCCUUGUGACAGUAAUGCCUUCACUGUGCUGGUUGAGCUGCGAAAGUGUGGACUGACGGAAAGUGAGACUUGUCUGAAGACUGUGACAUUGAACCUGGGUGGGGGGCAGACGGAGAUCAUGGUGAAAGCUACUGGAGAGGUCUUUGUGAACCAGAUCUACACCCAGUUGCCAGUGUCUACAGCCAAUGCUACCUUCUUCCGGCCUUCAACCUUCUUCAUCGUUGGUGAGACCAACCUGGGUUUGCAGCUUGAGAUCCAGCUGAGUCCAAUUAUGCAAACAUCUGUGCGUCUGAAACCUGGGCUCAGGGGGCUAACCUGUGGGCUCUGUGGUAACUUCAACAGUAUGCAGGCUGAUGACUUCCAGACUAUCAGUGGGGUUGUGGAGGGCACAGCAGCUGCUUUCUUCAACACCUUCAAGACUCAGGCGGCUUGUCCCAAUGUCAAGAAUAUCUUUCAGGACCCCUGCUCGCUCAGCGUGGAGAAUGAAAAGUAUGCUCAGCACUGGUGUUCUCUGCUGACUAACGCCAGUGGUCCAUUUUCCCAGUGCCACGCCACCGUGAACCCCAGCACCUUCUUCUCGAACUGCAUGUAUGACACGUGCAACUGUGAGAAGAGCGAGGACUGCAUGUGUGCAGCCCUGUCCUCCUAUGUGCGUGCUUGUGCUGCCAAAGGCGUGCUGCUCAGUGACUGGAGGGAUGGCAUCUGCACAAAGCCUACAAUUACCUGUCCCAAGUCAAUGACCUAUCAAUACCAUAUCAGCACCUGCCAGCCCACCUGCCGUGCUCUGAAUGAGAAAGAUGUCACCUGCCAUGUCAGCUUCAUCCCUGUAGAUGGCUGCACCUGCCCCAAAGGCACCUUCUUAGAUGAUUUGGGCAAAUGUGUACAGGCUACCAGCUGUCCUUGCUACUACAAGGGAUCCACAGUUCCCAAUGGCGAGUCUGUGCAGGACAGUGGGGCCAUUUGCACCUGCACCCAAGGAGCACUAACUUGUAUUGGAGGUCCUGCCCCGACUCCAGUGUGUGAUGCACCCAUGAUCUAUUUUGACUGUCACAAUGCCACACCUGGUGACACUGGAGCUGGAUGUCAGAAGAGCUGUCACACCCUAGACAUGACCUGUUAUAGCUCCGAGUGCGUGCCUGGCUGUGUGUGCCCCAAUGGGCUGGUGGCAGAUGGAAAUGGAGGCUGUGUUGUUACUGAGGACUGUCCUUGUGUGCACAAUGAGGCCACCUAUAGGCCUGGGGAGACCAUCCAAGUGGGAUGCAACAACUGCACCUGUGAGAACAGGAUGUGGCAAUGCACAGACAAGCCUUGCCUGGCCACCUGUGCUGUGUAUGGAGAUGGCCACUACAUCACUUUUGAUGGGCAGCGCUACAGUUUCAAUGGGGACUGCGAGUACACACUGCUACAGGACAACUGUGGUGGGAAUGGCAGCUCCCAGGAUGCCUUUCGUGUUAUCACUGAGAACAUCCCCUGUGGUACUACAGGAACCACCUGCUCCAAGAGCAUCAAGAUCUUCCUGGGGAACUAUGAGCUGAAGUUGAGUGACAGCAAGAUGGAGGUGGUCCAGAAGGAUGUGGGGCAGGAGCCCCCUUACUUUGUCCACCAGAUGGGCAACUACCUGGUGGUGGAAACUGACAUUGGCCUGGUGCUUUUGUGGGACAAGAAGACUAGCAUCUUUCUCAGACUCAGCCCUGAGUUCAAGGGCAGGGUCUGUGGCCUGUGUGGGAACUUUGAUGACAAUGCCAUCAAUGACUUCACCACACGCAGCCAGUCCGUGGUCAGUGACAUGUUGGAGUUUGGAAAUAGCUGGAAGUUGUCUCCAUCCUGCCCGGAUGUCCUGGUGCCCAAGGACCCCUGCACUGCCAACCCUUACCGCAAGUCCUGGGCCCAAAAGCAAUGCAGCAUCAUCAACAGCGAAACUUUCUCCGCCUGCCAUGCUCAUGUGGAGCCGGCCAAGUACUAUGAAGCUUGUGUGAAUGACGCCUGUGCCUGUGACUCAGGGGGUGACUGCGAGUGUUUCUGCACCACUGUGGCCGCCUAUGCCCAGGCCUGCCAUGAAGUGGGAGUGUGUGUGUCCUGGAGGACACCAGACAUCUGCCCACUGUUCUGUGACUACUACAACCCAGAGGGUCAGUGUGAGUGGCACUACCAGCCGUGUGGGGCCCCCUGCAUGCGUACCUGCCAGAACCCUACUGGACAGUGCCUACAAGAUCUCCGUGGUCUGGAAGGAUGCUAUCCCAAGUGCCCACCAACAGCCCCCAUCUUUGAUGAGGGCACAAUGCAGUGUGUAUCCAACUGUACAGUCACCUUCCCCUGCCGCGUCAAUGGAAAGUUGUACCGGCCAGGUGCAUCAGUACCUUCAGACAAAAACUGCGAUUCCUGCAUCUGCACGGAGAGUGGUGUGCGCUGUACCCACAAUGCUGGUGCCUGUGUCUGUACCUACAACGGGCAACAGUUCCAUCCUGGGGAGAUCAUCUACCACACAACAGAUGGCAUAGGAGGCUGCAUCUCUGCACACUGCAGGGCCAAUGGUACCAUCGAGAGGAGCGUUGACACCUGCAACUCCACCACCCCUACACCCCCCACCACUUUCUCCUUCUCCACACCGCCCGUCAUGACCUCAAUGCAACCCUCCAGCACACAUUCCAGCCCUACCCCGAGUGUAGGGUCCUCAGGGGCCUCAAGCAAGGCUGCAUCGACAACCAGCAGCAUAUUGUCUGUGAAGAGCCCUGUUACAGCUCCUAUGACCAUGUCUACUUCAGCCUCCGCCGUAACCACAUCAGGUUGCCGGGAGGAGUGCCUCUGGUCUCCCUGGAUGGAUGUUAGCCGUCCUGGACGUGGCAUUGACAGUGGUGACUUUGACACUCUGGAGAACCUCCGUGCCCAUGGCUACCCAAUCUGCCAAGUGCCAAAAGCAGUAGAGUGCCGUGCUGAGGCUAGCCCCGGGGUGCCUCUUCCCGAGCUGCAGCAGCACCUGGAGUGUAGCACAACAGUGGGGCUGAUCUGUUACAACAGUGAUCAGCUGUCAGGGCUCUGUGACAACUACCAGAUCAAAGUCCAGUGCUGUACCCCCGUCAGCUGUCCAACCUCCCAGACGACCCAUGUGAUAUCAUCCUCCAGGACGACUAAUUUGGAUAACACAACCUCCUCAGUCCCUGUUACCUCAACUGAGCACCCAUACAGCAGUACAGUUACCUCAGGUUCUUCUACCCACACCCCAGGUCUGUCUCCCUCUUCCUCAGUGCCUUCUUCACCAACUCCAGCUUCAUCUACUCCUGCCCCAGUCAGUUCUACCACUGUUAAAACAACUCUGCCCAUCACUAGCCCAACACCAGAGCCAACUCCAGCCAUAUCGUCUGUGUCCAUCUCAACCUCAGGGUCCACCAUGCCUUCCUCUGAGACAACUCAUGAGUGCAAACAGGAGCUUUGCAAUUGGACCAAUUGGCUAGAUGGCAGUUACCCUGGGUCUGGCAGAAACAGUGGAGAUUUUGACACCUUUGUGAACCUGAGAUCCAAAGGAUACAAGUUCUGUGAGAAGCCACGAAAUGUUGAGUGCAGGGCUCAGUUCUUUCCCAACACACCACUGGAGGAGCUGGGGCAGAAUGUGACCUGCAGCCGAGAGGAGGGUUUGAUCUGUUUGAACAAGAACCAGCUGCCACCCAUGUGCUACAACUAUGAGAUCCGGAUUGAGUGCUGCACAGUGGUAAACAACUGUUCCACAGCUUCAGUUACCACACAUCCCACCUCACAUGGAGUCAGCACGAAAACAGAGACCAACUGGACCACCCAUGUGUAUUCCUCUCCCACAAAAGACACCAGUAGUCACUCAGCAACCAUAGACACAAAGACCUGGACCUCAGGUAUUUCACACACAACCACUCAACCAGUGACCACCCACUGCCAGCUACAGUGCAACUGGACCAAGUGGUUUGACACUGACUUCCCAGUGCCCGGGCCACAUGGAGGGGACCUGGAAACCUAUAGCAACAUUGAGAGGAGCGGAGAGAGACUCUGUCACCGAGAGGAGAUCACACAGUUGCAAUGCAGGGCUAAGAACUACCCUGAGAGAGAGAUGGAGGAUCUGGGUCAGGUGGUGAAGUGUGACCCCAGUGUGGGCCUGGUGUGCAACAACAGGGACCAGGGGGGCGACUCUGGGAUGUGCCUCAACUAUGAGGUGCGACUGCUGUGCUGCCACAUUCCUGAAGGCUGCUCCAUGACCACACAUGUCACUCUUCUCAGCAGCACAAGUGAGAUUGUCACCAGCUCAACACCUGGCACCACUUCCAUGCAUGUAGCAAGCAGUACUUCCAUGCCCCAAACCAGCUCACCCAAUACAGGAAAGACCAGCACCAUCUCUACAACCCAAACCAGCUCACCCAAUACAGGAAAGACCAGCACCACCUCUACAACCCAAACCAGCUCACCCAAUACAGGAAAGACCAGCACCAUCUCUACAACCCAAACCAGCUCACCCAAUACAGGAAAGACCAGCACCACCUCUACAACCCAAACCAGCUCACCCAAUACAGGAAAGACCAGCACCAUCUCUACAACCCAAACCAGCUCACCCAAUACAGGAAAGGCCAGCACCCCCUCAACACCCCAUACCAGCUCACCCAAUACAGGAAAGACCAGCACCAUCUCUACAACCCAAACCAGCUCACCCAAUACAGGAAAGACCAGCACCACCUCUACAACCCAAACCAGCUCACCCAAUACAGGAAAGACCAGCACCAUCUCUACAACCCAAACCAGCUCACCCAAUACAGGAAAGGCCAGCACCCCCUCAACACCCCAUACCAGCUCACCCAAUACAGGAAAGACCAGCACCAUCUCUACAACCCAAACCAGCUCACCCAAUACAGGAAAGGCCAGCACCCCCUCAACACCCCAAACCAGCUCACCCAAUACAGGAAAGACCAGCACCAUCUCUACAACCCAAACCAGCUCACCCAAUACAGGAAAGGGCAGCACCCCCUCAACACCCCAAACCAGCUCACCCAAUACAGGAAAGACCAGCACCAUCUCUACAACCCAAACCAGCUCACCCAAUACAGGAAAGACCAGCACCACCUCUACAACCCAAACCAGCUCACCCAAUACAGGAAAGACCAGCACCAUCUCUACAACCCAAACCAGCUCACCCAAUACAGGAAAGGCCAGCACCCCCUCAACACCCCAUACCAGCUCACCCAAUACAGGAAAGACCAGCACCAUCUCUACAACCCAAACCAGCUCACCCAAUACAGGAAAGGCCAGCACCCCAUCAACACCCCAAACCAGCUCACCCAAUACAGGAAAGACCAGCACCAUCUCUACAACCCAAACCAGCUCACCCAAUACAGGAAAGGGCAGCACCCCCUCAACACCCCAAACCAGCUCACCCAAUACAGGAAAGACCAGCACCACCUCUACAACCCAAACCAGCUCACCCAAUACAGGAAAGGCCAGCACCAUCUCUACAACCCAAACUAUCUCAACCUCAGGGUCCACCAUGCCUUCCUCUGAAACAACUCAUGAGUGCAAACAGGAGCUUUGCAAUUGGACCAAUUGGCUAGAUGGCAGUUACCCUGGGUCUGGCAGAAACAGUGGAGAUUUUGACACCUUUGUGAACCUGAGAUCCAAAGGAUACAAGUUCUGUGAGAAGCCACGAAAUGUUGAGUGCAGGGCUCAGUUCUUUCCCAACACACCACUGGAGGAGCUGGGGCAGAAUGUGACCUGCAGCCGAGAGGAGGGUUUGAUCUGUUUGAACAAGAACCAGCUGCCACCCAUGUGCUACAACUAUGAGAUCCGGAUUGAGUGCUGCACAGUGGUAAACAACUGUUCCACAGCUUCAGUUACCACACAUCCCACCUCACAUGGAGUCAGCACGAAAACAGAGACCAACUGGACCACCCAUGUGUAUUCCUCUCCCACAAAAGACACCAGUAGUCACUCAGCAACCAUAGACACAAAGACCUGGACCUCAGGUAUUUCACACACAACCACUCAACCAGUGACCACCCACUGCCAGCUACAGUGCAACUGGACCAAGUGGUUUGACACUGACUUCCCAGUGCCCGGGCCACAUGGAGGGGACCUGGAAACCUAUAGCAACAUUGAGAGGAGCGGAGAGAGACUCUGUCACCGAGAGGAGAUCACACAGUUGCAAUGCAGGGCUAAGAACUACCCUGAGAGAGAGAUGGAGGAUCUGGGUCAGGUGGUGAAGUGUGACCCCAGUGUGGGCCUGGUGUGCAACAACAGGGACCAGGGGGGCGACUCUGGGAUGUGCCUCAACUAUGAGGUGCGACUGCUGUGCUGUCACAUUCCUGAAGACUGCCCCAGGACUGAUCAGACUUCUCCUGUGACAUUAUCCCAUAAGCCCUCAUCUGCAGUUGUGUCACCAUCAUCUGUGUCCCCGUCCUUGUCGACCAGCCAUAGGGUUCACUCUACCACUCCCUGCUUCUGCAGCGUGUCAGGCCAGCUAUACCCCUUGGGAUCCAUCAUCUACAACCAGACAGACCUUGAUGGCCACUGUUACUAUGCGAUGUGUAGCCAGGAUUGUCAGGUGGUCAAGAGGGUUAGUCAAGACUGCCCCUCCACCAUGCCACCCCCUGCGACAACUCUAUCUACAUCUACCACGCCACCUGUCACUGGGCGGGAUCGGUGCAAUGUGUUUCCUCCAAGACUGAGAGGAGAGACCUGGCCAAUGCCGAAUUGUUCCCAAGCCACCUGUGAGGGCAACAAUGUCAUCUCCUUGAGCCCACGCCAGUGCCCAGAGCUGAAUGAACCAUCUUGUGCCAAUGGUUACCCACCUCUGAAGGUGGAUGACCAGGAUGGUUGCUGCCAGCACUACCAGUGCCAAUGUGUUUGCAGCGGGUGGGGUGAUCCCCACUACAUCACAUUUGAUGGCACCUACUACACUUUCCUGGAUAACUGCACAUACGUGCUGGUGCAGCAGAUCGUGCCCGUGUUUGGAUACUUCCGUGUGCUCAUUGACAACUACUACUGUGACGUGGGAGACAGCGUCUCCUGCCCACAGUCCAUCAUUGUGGAGUACCACCAGGACCGUGUGGUGCUGACCCGCAGGCCAGUUAGCGGGGUCAUGACCAACCAGAUCAUCUUCAACAACAAAGUAGUCAGUCCUGGCUUCCAGCAGAAUGGCAUUGUCACCUCCCGUGUGGGUAUCAAGAUGUAUGUUACCAUCCAAGAGAUUGGUGUCCGGGUCAUGUUUUCAGGUCUCAUCUUCUCCGUCGAGGUGCCUUUCAACUUGUUUGCCAACAACACAGAGGGCCAGUGCGGCACUUGCACCAAUGACAAAAAGGAUGAGUGCCGCCUGCCUGGGGGUUCCAUAGCCUCCUCUUGUUCUGAGAUGUCCCUCCACUGGAAGGUGCCCAACCAGCCUUCCUGCCAAGGGCCUCCACCAACUCCAACUUCAGUGGUACCCAGGCCUUCACCUACUCCGUGCCCACCAUCGCCACUCUGUGAGCUCAUCCUAAGCAAUACCUUCAAGCUCUGCCAUGACGUCAUCCCCCCGCUGCAGUUCUAUCAAGGCUGCUUAUUUGACUACUGCCACAUGCUGGACCUGGAGGUUGUAUGCUCAGGCCUAGAGCUCUAUGCAUCACUCUGUGCAGCCCAAGGCGUGUGCAUUCCCUGGAGAAGCCAAACCAACAACACCUGCUCAUUCACGUGCCCUGAUAACCAAGUAUACCAGCCUUGUGGCCCAUCCAACCCUCACUACUGCUACAGGGAUGAUAGCAUCAGCCCAAGCCUGACCCUUCAAGAGGCUGGUCCCAAGACAGAGGGCUGCUUCUGUCCAGACAGCACGACACUUUUCAGUACCAAUGACUCAAUCUGCGUGCCUUCCUGCCAAUGGUGUCUGGGGCCUCGUGGGGAGCCUGUGGAGCCGGGUCACACCAUUAGCAUCGACUGCCAGGACUGCAUCUGUAAGGAAGCCACGCUAACCUGCCAAAAGAAGGCCUGUCCUCAGCCCACCUGUCCAGAGCCUGGCUUUGUGCCAGUGCCUGUAGCCCUGGAGGCUGGCCAAUGUUGUCCCCAGUUCAGCUGUGCCUGCAACUCCAGCCACUGCCCUCCGCCUCUGCACUGCCCGAAGAAUUCUAGCCUGAUAGUCACAUACGAGGAGGGAGCUUGCUGCCCGACCCAGAACUGCAGCAGUCAGAAGGGCUGUGAAGUCAACGGGACUCUCUACCAGCCUGGUGACGUGGUCUCCUCCAGCCUAUGUGAGAGAUGCCUGUGUGAGGUUUCCAGCAAUCCCCUUUCCGAUGUCUUUAUGGUCAGCUGUGAGACUGAGCUCUGUAACACCCAGUGUCCUAAGGGCUCUGAGUACCAGGCCAUGCCAGGGCAGUGCUGUGGCAAGUGUAUACCGAAGACCUGCCCUUUUAAAAACAACAGUGGUUCUACCUACUUCUACCAGCCUGGUGAGUUAUGGGCAGAACCUGGGAACCCGUGUGUGACUCAUAAGUGUGAGAAAUUCCAAGAUGUACUCAUGGUCGUGACAAUGAAGACAGAGUGUCCCAAGAUCAACUGUCCGCAGGGCCAGGCUCAGCUGAGAGAAGACGGAUGCUGCUAUGACUGUCCCUUACCUAACCAGCAGAAAUGUACGGUGCACCAAAGACAGCAGAUCAUCCGUCAGCAAAACUGCAGCUCUGAGGGCCCAGUGAGCAUCUCCUACUGCCAAGGCAACUGCGGGGACAGCAUCUCCAUGUACUCCCUGGAGGCCAACAAGGUAGAGCACACAUGUGAGUGUUGCCAGGAGCUGCAAACCUCUCAGAGGAAUGUGACUCUGCGCUGCGAUGAUGGCUCCAGUCAGACCUUCAGCUACACCCAGGUUGAGAAGUGUGGCUGCCUGGGCCAGCAGUGCCAUGCUUUAGGGGACACAAGCCAUGCAGAGUCCUCAGAACAAGAGUUCAAGUCCAAGGAAAGUGAGGAACAUGGCCAGCAGUUGGCAUUCAGGGUCAGCGAGGACAUGCUUGGGCCUUUCCAGUAAACUGAAUACUGCUGCUGUCCCAACCAAAAGGUCCUCCCGAGGCCAGAAAGUGGCUUGAAUUCUACCUACCUGCCGCUUCCUCUUCAAGAGGGACAUCGACCCCAGAUGGUCUUGGAGGUAGGAGAGGCCCCUCUCCACUGAUUAGGUGGAGACAUGGUGGUCUCGGGCUCCUUUUGAAAGAACUUCAUGAUCACCCAAGGGUCCCAUGAAUGACAGUCACUUGGAUGCAGGUAUCAUCUGCUUGGCCUCACUUUCACCUCAGACCUGCACCUAUGACCCCCCCCCCAAUCCAAGGAAAUGACCAAUAUGUUUUAUAAAUAUACUCGAGAGC
Mus musculus (house mouse) is the source of this 10752-nucleotide messenger RNA. RefSeq names its product mucin 5, subtypes A and C, tracheobronchial/gastric (gene Muc5ac). The record is from RefSeq and is a predicted model, not a curated record. Gene Ontology annotation, cellular component: mucus layer; extracellular region. The transcript has 49 exons. NCBI's taxonomy places the organism in Eukaryota, Metazoa, Chordata, Mammalia, Rodentia, Muridae. The coding region runs from base 42 to 10421 and encodes 3459 amino acids.